UCCCAAAACACACCCUGCCCGCCAUUAAAGGAUUUUGCCUCCAUCGACAGAAAAGCGGAAGGGAUAACUUUUUGGACUUUGGGCUCGGGGGUCCUCUUUUGACGUUGCGCUCGUUCCCGGCUUCAACGCUUGGUCACUUUCGCUGCCUGAGGAAUUAAGGGGCCCGAAGAAGCUGUCCGAGGCUCUCGCUCACAAUGUACAGCUUCAUGGGAGGGGGGCUGUUCUGUGCCAUCGUGGGGAACAUCUUGCUGGUGGUCUCCACAGCCACCGACUAUUGGAUGCAAUACCACCUGUCAGGUAGCUUCGCCCACCAGGGCCUGUGGCGCUACUGCAUGUCGGGAAAGUGCCACAUGCAGACCGACAGCAUCGCCUACUGGAACGCCACGCGUGCUUUCAUGAUCCUCUCGGCCAUGUCCUGCUUCGCUGGCAUUAUCGCGGGGAUCCUGUCCUUUGCCCACUUCUCGGCCUUUGAGAGGUUCAAUCGCUCCUUCGCCGCCGGCAUUAUGUUCUUUGUUUCAACGCUGUUCGUGCUGCUGGCGAUGGCCAUCUACACAGGGGUGACGGUCAACUUCCUGGGCAAGCGCUUCGGGGACUGGCGCUUCUCAUGGUCAUACAUCUUGGGAUGGGUAGCUCUGCUCAUGACCUUCUUUGCAGGUAUAUUCUACAUGUGUGCCUACAGGAUGCACGAGUGCAGAAGAGUGGCUGGGCCGCGUUGAACGCGAGACACAAACAGGUCGUCAAGGACACCAAAGACGAUGACAACCGCUUCCUCUUGGAAAAUACAUUUGGGGGUUAUAUAUAUAUAUUUAUAAAAUAAAUUGCUAAUUUGAAAUUACAAAAAUAUUCCAACUAUACAUGUAUUUAAAAAAAAAUGAGCAUUACAAUAAAUGUUUAAACUAAUCGCUAAAAGUAAUAUUAGACAAAUAAAAACAUCUAUUUUAAUUUGAAAUAUAAAUUUAUAUAUAGUAUAUAUAUAUAUUUGAGAUACAUAUAUAUAUAGAUAGAUAGAUAGAUAGAUAGAUAGAUAGAUAGAUAGAUAGAUAGAUAGAUAGAUAGAUAGAUAGAUAGAUAGAUAGAUAUAGAUUAGCUGUUUAUAUAUAUUUUUAAAUACUGUAUUAUACUUUCUUUUUACUAUCAAUAAAAUCUAAAUAAAGUAUAUUAAAAAUACCAAUACUUUCAAUUCAAAUUUAAAAACUUAUUAAAAAAUUACCACAAACUAUAAAUAUCCAAACUCUUGAUAUAUAUAGUUCAUAUUUUCAUUAAGUUAAAUUUUAAAAUGUAGAAUAUAUAUUUAUUGCUAUACAAGUUAUGAAAAAAAUACAUGAUCAAAGAAUGAAGAUAAACUGCAGUAAAAUAUGAGUAGUGGAAAAUUUUAUUCUGACAAAAUUGCAGACAGUAAUAGAGCAUAGAUAAUAUGUACAUCACAAUACAAAAUGAAAAAUAAAGCCUACUGUCCAAAACUCAA
Messenger RNA from Phyllopteryx taeniolatus (common seadragon), 1465 nucleotides. It is a transcript of the gene lim2.5, whose product is annotated as lens intrinsic membrane protein 2.5. Bases 195 to 716 code for a protein of 173 amino acids. Gene Ontology annotation, molecular function: structural constituent of eye lens. Gene Ontology annotation, cellular component: plasma membrane. The record is from RefSeq and is a predicted model, not a curated record. The transcript has 5 exons. Lineage: Eukaryota; Metazoa; Chordata; Actinopteri; Syngnathiformes; Syngnathidae.